Messenger RNA from Rhododendron vialii, 3044 nucleotides. RefSeq names its product replication protein A 70 kDa DNA-binding subunit B-like. Bases 1770 to 2684 code for a protein of 304 amino acids. The transcript has 10 exons. The record is from RefSeq and is a predicted model, not a curated record. NCBI's taxonomy places the organism in Eukaryota, Viridiplantae, Streptophyta, Magnoliopsida, Ericales, Ericaceae.
UCUUCUGGGGGUAUUUUCGUAAAACCGUGGUUCUGCAUGCUGCCGUUAUCUGAGCCGCAAGAUUUCCGCUGUGUUCUGGAUGAAUGCCACGUCUUUGGCUCUGCCCUUUGUAAACUGGAUACGAUCUGGUGUAUUAAAAAAAUACCUCAUAGGCUAUAAUGACAUAGGUUGGCUUUGGAAUAGGAGAUCACAUGGGCCUCCGCCUAAAGGCUGACAUAUUAUAAAAAUUUGCUAAAGUGACAUGUGGUUUGGUCCAACCAUUACUCUUUCUGCCGUAUCAUAAAAAAAAAAAAAAAAAAUCCUAACACAUGUGCAUGUCACUGAAGAUCUAUUUGUUAUUAUCAGAAAUUUGGCAAAUAAGUGAUCACAGAUACAAAAAUUUGGUCAAUAUUCCAUGACUUGAUAACUUUUGGGAAAGUGUUAGUUCACUUUAAAUUGUAAAAUAUUUCUUUCCUGCAUAUUCAUCAAUUAAGAUAUUUUUACAACUAUGAAGAUUCGAUGUUAACAAAGAGCGAGAAUUUACACCUACCUCAUGUUAUUCCUUUUCCCAUUUUAUUAGUACAAAAAAACCUUUCAAUAUUUUCGCAAAAUUAAUUAAGUUGUUAUCUCAUCAUCAUAAAAUAAUAAAUUCUGAUAAAACUUAGCCACCGUAAAAGUACCCAAAAAAAAAAGCUCACUGCACUCAAUAUUUUCACAAAAUUAAUUAAGUUGUUAUCAUUACUAUAUAAUAAUAAAUUCUGAUAAAACUUAUAAAACUUAACCACAAUAAAAGUAUCGGAAAAAAAAACCCCACUGGAUAACUAUCGAUAUUAAUUAGGAUUAUUGAUAGUCUUUUGAAUUAAGGAGUUUGAGCUUCAAAUUUUUUCACCUAACUUGAUUCAAAAUCUCAAGACUAGCUUAGAAUAUUGGCCAACAAAAUACAACAAUGAUGACACAUAUCUGAAAAAAUCCAUAAACGCAUGUACCAUCUAUGCCACUCAAGGUUAGAUUAGCUUUUCCCCUUUAUGCAUACACUCAAAACUGUUACCACAGUAACCAUGGUACUACCACCAUCUCAAAAAGUUUUGGUUCUAUUCAAAAAAAAAAAAAAAAAAGUUUUGGUUUGUUUGCAGAAAAGGCAGAAACUCUGCCUAGAAACCACCAACUCUGCACCGUUCUUUCCAUCUCUCUACCUUUGGAUUGCAAAUUUACUGCCUUGCUGCUCCUGGACUUCAUCGCUUGGUAUCUUCCUCAAUCCAACGGAGAAAUCCAUUUCUAAGAUUAGCAUGGCACCAAACAUUUUGCCGCUUGAUAAAUUACAUCCUCAGUCAAGGAAUUUCACUGUUCGGUGCAUGCUAACAGAAAAAGCAAUCCCAAGACAAUCAGCUGACUCAGCAUCACAAUAUCAAAGACUUGUUUUCCAGGAUGCGCAGGAUAACAAAAUGCAAGGUAUUAUAUAUGGUGAUAAUAUUAAAAUCUUUGCAAAAAGACUCAAAGUCUACCACAUUUACGCAAUAACAAAUGCUGUCAUCACAAGGAUCAAAGAACGUUUUCGGUUUUUGCCAAACAUCUAGCAAAUUGUUGUCAACGCCAAGACCCCUGUCGAACACAUCGAGGUGGAUGGCCUAUCAAUCAGAACAUUGACCUACAAUUUCACACCGAUCACUGCUCUGCACGCUGUUCAGCAAGUUGAUCCCCAGCUAGAUGUUUUGUUUGAUAUCCUUGAAGUUGGCGAGCGCAGAAAAGCAAGAGGAUCAUAUGUUGUCGACCUCUUUGUCAUAGAUAAAGGAAUGGUGGUAAGUACAAUAUCCUUGUGGGACCAAUUUAGUGAGUAUGAAGCUGUUGAAAUGGCAAAAUUACGAGGGAAUUUCCCCGUUGCCAUUGGCCUGCGCUUGAAGUUAUCAAGAUACUAUGGUUUUGGAUAUGCAACACGCGGUUCAUCAAGUUUCAUUCUGAGCCCUCCCAUUCCAGAGGCAAUUGAGCUCCAAUCAUGGUGCUCAGCGAAUAGCUCAACAAUCAGAGAACUACCAUACCCUACAGUCACAGGAGCACGGGCGCUCAUCCACGACCCAACACAUCCAAAGAAAAUCGUCAAAAUACUUAACUUGCCAACAUCAGUUGACAAGGUUAGAUUAUUGCUCAUACCAAUUAGCCAAUUUCCUGAGAAACAAGUUGAAUAUCUGAAUGUCCAAGGUGACAUUCAAGUCAUUGACUUCAAUCAAAACUUCAUAUACUUGGCCUGCUCAAUCUGCAAUAAAAGCACCAAUGCGUAUGGAGAUAAUGAUUUCUGGUGCAACUUCUGCAAUAAAAAGGUCGCACCACUGCCAAAGGCAAAAUUAAAUGUGCAGAUCACUGAUGAUACAGGAUCAGUAGGUGCAACCAUAUUCACAGAAAAAGCAGAGGGCCUCUAUGAUGUGACCGCAACAGAACUUGCUCAACAUGCAUCUGCUGGAAAUCUGCCAAUAUCUUUGAUUGAAAAGCUCUCGGCACCCAAGAAACACUACAUCAGCUUAAAAGCAACCAUGUAUGACUACGGUGGAAUCAACCGCUGUGUUUUCAACAUCGACUCAGUCUCCGAGCCAAUCAAUGCUGACGAACUGCUGCAAAUAGAACCAUCCCAAGAACAACAAUCCCAACCCCAACCUCCAAAAACACCAAGCAAACGCGCCCAGGCAAAAGGCUCCAAAAACACCUCAACAGCUUAAUUACUGCACUGACAUGGAAGACGACGAAUUUGAACAGCCACUGAAACACAAGUAGAAAAAAGAGUAACACCAAUGCCAAAUCCUAGCAAACAGUCUCGGGAAAAUAGGCAUAGAGCAAAUCUUUUGUGUAAAUAGUUUGCAACUGUGUCUAUUUUAGCUAAACUACCAUCCUCUAGCAUGUAAACACAUAUUUUGCUCCACCUAUUACCAACAGACAAUAGAGCAAAUCUUUUGCUGUAAGUGAUUUGCAAUAUUGUCUGCUUAGUACGCAGCUAUUUUGAUCAACACAAGCAGCUGCUACACUUUGGCUUGUAUUCAGUACCUCUUAAUCUGUAUAUAAAGCACUUCCAAACUAUUUAG